GAUGAAAGCGACAGGAGGACAUUUCAUUUUCACUUCAUCUUGUUUUCAAUACAGAGAUUUUACAGUUUUUGCUUGUCCUUUCUGGUCUUGUGUUGCUUGAAGAAAUCAACUUGGAUCCGUGAAAUCUGCAUUCCCAGAGCUAUCGUUUUCCCUUCCAACAUUUCAAUGCAUUUGUGUAUGGUUUGUAAUUGAGUUUUGUGAGAGCUAUGACUUCAGAGAGAGUUAAUUCCUUGGCGACGAUUGGCGAAGGUAGAGUGAGCAAUUUCUCUCUGGGUAGUUCAAGAAUCAGGUCUCCAGACAAUGUUGAAGUGGAUUAUGAUAGUGGACUUGAUGGUACGGGGUCACAGUCUGCGUGGGCUUUUCAAAGAGUGCCUCUUACUUCUUUUUCGAAACCUGCCCCUUCAAAAUGGGAAGAUGCGCAGAAGUGGAUAGCAAGCCCUGCAUCUAAUAUAUCAAAGAUCGAACUGGCUGAUCAAGGUGUUGGAUCACGAAAGCUAGUUCAUUUUGGACUCAGUAAUCAACAUCCCAUUAAGGUGGUUGUUGAAGUGCCUGAUCAGAGAUUAUUGACUACUGAGGAGCCAGAUACUAAAGGGAUUGACCGGAGUCAUGCUACUAAAGAGACUGGAGGGCAGAAGUCUGUUAGUUGGGAGGUUGGCCCGUAUCCAAGUGAAUCAUUUAGCAAGCCAGCGGUGAUUGAAAAUCGUGUAAAAGAAUCGAUUAACCUGAACCGCCACGAUUCAUCUGUUUCUAUCCAUGGUGCAACUGCAUUUAUUCCGCCACCAACUGCUAGAUCCAUAUCAAUGAGAGAUAUGGGCACAGAAAUGACUCCACUUGCUAGCCAAGAACCUUCCAGAUCUGGAACACCUGUGAGGGCAACAACUCCUACACGAAGCCCAACUCCUUCUCGACCAUCGUCUCCCGGAAGAGCUUCAACUGUUGUCGCUCCUAUUGAUCCUCAAACUGAUCCAUUGGGUUCUAACCAAAAAGAGUUGUCUGAAAAGGAGCUACAAGUGAAAACUCGGAGGGAAAUUAUGAAUCUUGGAACUCAACUGGGUAAGAUGAAUAUUGCCGCAUGGGCUGGGAAAGAAAAUGAAGAUAAGGAUGUUUCUAGUUCACAAAAUGCUCUACAAAGAGAACAACCAGCUUCAGGUGUCGUUGAAACUCGUGCAGAAGCUUGGGAAGUAGCUGAGAAAGCCAAGUAUAUGGCCAGGUUCAAUCGUGAAGAAAUCAAUAUACAGGCAUGGGAAGAUCAUCAGAAGGCAAAGACCGAAGCUGAGAUGAGGAAAAUUGAGGUGGAGGUGGAAAGAAUGAGAGCAAAAGCACAAGACAUAUUGAUAAACAAACUGGCAGCUGUACGUCGUAAAGCUGAAGAGAAGCUGGCUGCGGCAGAGGUGAAGAGAAACUGUCAUGCUGCUAAAACAGAACAGAAGGCAGAGUAUAUUCGCAAAACUGGUCGCUUUCCUUCUUCAUUCUCCUGCCACUGUUGGUGCUUCUGAACUGUUGCUCUAUUGUAUUUCUUUUUAUCGAACUACUGUCCAUAGUUCAUGGUAUUCAUGCGGUUGCGCUUCCUGCAUACCUUUUUCUAACUUUGUUUUAUAGCAUUUUGGGUAGUCUUUUUUGCAAUUCCCUUUUUGUAUAAAUCUCUUGUGACCAUUAAAUGGGCAAACCAGAGAUCGCUAAGGCGCCCUGUACUGUGAAAAUUGGAAUAUUGAACCUCCAUGAUAAUGGUAGUGGAUUAUUUGUUCAAGUACA
This is a messenger RNA of Olea europaea var. sylvestris, 1752 nucleotides long. RefSeq lists its product as uncharacterized. Bases 207 to 1496 code for a protein of 429 amino acids. The transcript is spliced from 5 exons. NCBI's taxonomy places the organism in Eukaryota, Viridiplantae, Streptophyta, Magnoliopsida, Lamiales, Oleaceae. The record is from RefSeq and is a predicted model, not a curated record.